AUGGCCUCCUUCGCACCCCUCCGCAGCGGCCUCCGCAGCGGCCUCCAAUCCCUCACAACACCAGCCACCACCAUGACCACCACGACAACCCGCUCCCUCUCCACAACAGCGCCCCUCGCCGCCCGCAAAGCCGCCGCAAUCAACACCCCAGAAUACGGCAACCGCAUAGCAAACAUCCGCCAGCACCUCUUCGCCGAGGCUCCCCCCCCGCUCCGCAUGGCCCGCAACCGCCACCUCCGCCACUGGACAAUCCACCGCGCCUGGCUCCUCCUCCAGCGCCAGCAGCGCGAGGCCCGCGAGAGGGAGCUCCUCCGCCUCCAGCAGAGCAUGUACGUCGCCAACGAGCAGCUCCGCACCACCGCCGGCCCCGGAACCAGGGAGGAGGGCUGGCUGUACCGCGUCGCCCAGGAGAAGAAGGGCGUCUACGGACCCAAUGCUGUGCCCAUCGAGUACGCGCGUUACCAGAGCGAGACACCUGCCCGACAGGCGUGGAACCACGAAUGGAAGCGGUAG
Messenger RNA from Colletotrichum orchidophilum, 513 nucleotides. RefSeq lists its product as uncharacterized. NCBI's taxonomy places the organism in Eukaryota, Fungi, Ascomycota, Sordariomycetes, Glomerellales, Glomerellaceae. The transcript has a single exon. Gene Ontology annotation, biological process: mitochondrial translation. The record is from RefSeq and is a predicted model, not a curated record. Gene Ontology annotation, molecular function: structural constituent of ribosome. The coding region runs from base 1 to 513 and encodes 170 amino acids.